This is a messenger RNA of Ostrea edulis (European flat oyster), 2156 nucleotides long. RefSeq names its product coiled-coil domain-containing protein 1-like. The transcript is spliced from 6 exons. The record is from RefSeq and is a predicted model, not a curated record. Bases 403 to 1956 code for a protein of 517 amino acids. Lineage: Eukaryota; Metazoa; Mollusca; Bivalvia; Ostreida; Ostreidae.
AUGUUUUCUUAAUGAGGUCUACGUCCUCAGCAUCACGCUCUCAACUCUUCAGUAUGACGAAGUAAUGGUUAAAUAAUUUGUAAAAUUAAUGUCCGAAUGCACAAAGACGUGUCGUGAAACAUACCCUACGGCCCUGCUUUUCUUCUUUGCGUGUUUGGUAAAUUAUGGGACCGAGUUGUUAAACGCAGUGGCAAUUGUAUGUUGUCAUAUUCUAUAAUUAUUCGACACCUGGACACGGGAGGUAUAUGAAUGGAACUUUGUCUUCGGUCGUCACACACUCGAGAACAUCAUAGCCGGUGGUGCGUGUCGGUUUACAAAUGUGCUGAUCUGUUGUGUAAAUCGGAUUACUAUAUACAUUUUUAGUGCAGAUAGGAAUAUUUGAAACAAUAACGCAUAGAAAAAAUGAGGAUUGUGAUCGCCUUAUGUUUACUCUGCUUACCUGCAGCAAGCUCUGAAAUUGUGUGUGAUGAUAAUGAUUGUCUGGACGAUUUCAAUGAAGUCGAUGACGUCAUCGCUCGAGGAGGGCCAAGAUUCGCUUGCAGGCCAUUAACAGAAUACAUAGAAUGUCUCGCAGAACAACUUGGAGAGUGUCCAACCCAACACAAAACAGCAGUACUGGGUGCCAAAUCCAGAUGGACACAGUACAUCAGCUCGUGUGCACUGACACUGCCAUUCCAGGAGGAGGACAGUCGUGAAGACACUCUUACAGAACAAGUCCAGAGAAGUGCCGAAGACACUCUUACAGAACAAGUCCAGAGAGGUGCCGACGAGGUCCGAAACCAACUGAACGGCAUUAUCUCAUUGUCACAACCUAAUGUCAACCGACUCAUCAUCGCGCCUGAAAAUACUGUUAUCGAGAAAAUGGUCGAUGUAGCAGAGGACAUCGUUGAAAACGUGAAAGAUACUGUUGAUGAAGUCAUUGAUAGUUCAAUGGAUGGCCCAGACGGAAUGGACGAUAUCGUGGAAAACGUGCGUGAUAUUAUCGUUUCAAAAAUAAACAGCGCCCAACCCAUUCUUCAACAGUAUGCCGACAAAUUGGAAACGAAAAGAGACGAUGAGAAUAAUUCAAAUGUAGAAGAUGUUGACGACGCGCAGAGUGAGGAAGCAGACGACACACAAAGGAAAGAAGGAGAUGACAGACACAGUACCGAGACAGACAUUAUUCCGACCUUGGAAAGUGUCAGUGUGGAGGUUUUAGAUGAUAUUGUAGACUUCCUGAACGACCAUCUUUCGGCAGAUGAUGGAAAUAUUGAGACGGAGUUAGAUGUAGAGGACAGUAGGGCGGAUGACGAUAGUCGCGAAGAGAAUGAUGAUUCUAAGGACACUGAGUUAGAAGGUGCUGGUGAUAGCAACGAGAGUAUCGAUAAUUCCAAGGAUGACGAAGACAAUGAAACCGAUGAUUCAAAAGAAAUUGUCGAUGACAACAGUGAUAACACUGAUCUUGAUAAUUCAGAUGAAAAUGAGAUCAAUCCCCUAAACGACGAGUCAAACGAAAACGAUAGUGACGAAAUUGACGAUGACUCGCAUGAUGAAACAGAAGAAAAUCAGUCCCAAAAUGACAGUGAUGAAAAUGAUUCGCAUGAUGACCAUCAGGUUAAAAUUGGUAUUGAUGAUAGUGAUGAAAAUAACAGCUAUCGACAUGGUGAGAAUGAUGAUAGCCAAGAAAAUGAAAACAGCAAUGAAAAUGACAAUGUGAGUAGCGAUGAAGAUAACGACAACCAUCAUCAUGAGGAUAGCCAUGAACACUUACAAGAACUCGGGGAUUUAACAGUUCUUUCGGAUCCCUCAACGGGUACCGCAAAUGUUGGAGGCAAUGCCCGACUGAGGCCCGGAAUGGGAGUGGACGGCGUACAUCAGUACAGUUCAAUGGGUGACGACAACUCCGGAUCAUUGAUCACACCUUGGACGACCCUUCUGGUUGCAUGCGUCGCUCUGGUGAUGUCAACUCUUUCUUAAAACUUCUCUUCUGUAGACAUUCCAUUCCUUGUGCCAUAUUGUAGCAGAAAUUGAGUGACUCUUGUAUGAUGGAUUCGUUCAGUGUUGUUUCGUGUAGUUAUGUUUAACAGUGUCUAUUGAUGUGGUUGGUGCUAUUUGGACAAAUGCAUUUUUUUAAUAAUUUUGUUAUGAAACAUUUGAUUAAAAGUUUGUAUACAUCC